AUUGACUUUGGGCCGUAAAAUGAUUACGGGCUAAAAGCUAAAAAACACGUCGUGCGAGAGCUAGAGAGGGAGAGUGAGAGAGCAAGAGAGAGAGAGAGAGAGAGGGAACAAGGAGCAACAGCAACAGCAAGCGAAAACUUGAAAAAUCCCUGCAGAAAUAUAACAAAUUUUAAAUAAGAAAAAUUCCAAAAAACCUAUAUAACAAUAACAGGACUACAAGGAAAUCUGCUGGGGCAUUUUAAUAAACAAUUCAUCACCUUGUGUGCGUGUGUGUGUGUGUGUGCCAUAACUCCUAUACAAUUCAAGCAUACAGGAAAAAUCGGAACGGAAAACCAGAAACAGGAAAAACCAAGUGAAAAUUGAGGAGGAGCGGGUGGAAAACGCUGGGAAAAUGGCAUUAAAAAAGGCUAAAUGACCCCUACAAGCUGAAUAAAAAUUCUAUUAGCCAUCGAAUUGAUUCACGCACACACACACACGCACACACAGGAGAGGAGGACAGGGAGAACACCACCACCCCCUUUUUAAGACAGGAGCAGCAGCAGAACCACCCCCAACCCCCGUCUCGCCAAGCAGCCGGCACCCACGCCCCUGCACACUGCGUUUAAAAAUAGAAAGAGCUCUGGCAAUCAAAUAUCCCUGGAGCGCGGUUCGAGAAAAUGGUAACGAUGAACUCGGAGGCGGACAAAACACAAGCCACCAAUGCCAGCAGCACCGCGGCGCCGGCGAAGACGGACUGCAGCAGCAGCAACAGCAGCGAUCCGCUGGCGGUGGCCAUUCCGCCCGAGGAGGAGCCCCGCUCCGCAGGAGGUGGUGGUGGUGCCAGCACGGCCACCCCCUCGCCAACGCCCCUGCCUAAUGGCAGUGAUAAUGGCAGUGCAUUCCCGGAAACCGAGGGCUCAUCCUCAUCCUCAUCGGCCUUGGCCACGGAUUCAUCGGCAGCAGUGGCGGUUGCUGCCCCGCCGGCAACCACUGCAUCUGCAGCCACCACAUCCACAUCCACCACAGGCACAAGCACAAGCCUGGGAGCCAAGACCGCCGCCGUGGCCGCCACCACCACGUCCUCCUCCACGGCCACCUCCUCGUCGACGGCGGCGGCGGCGGGCAGCAAGCAGAGCGGCAGCAGCGGCAGCGGUCUGCUGACCGUCAGCGGGAACCAUCACCACCAUCACCACGCCCACUCGCAGCAGCAGGCGGCGGGACAGUCGGCCGCCCAACCGCCCCCGCCGCCCACCACCUCCGCCCUCGCGGUCCCUGCGUCGUCCCACCAUCAGCGCGUCGGCAAGAACGAGGAUGCCCCCAAUAUACUGGUGUACAAAAAGAUGGAGGCAAUUAUCGAGAAGAUGCAGGCGGAGUCGACGGGCGUGGCCGUGCGCACGGUAAAGGCGUUCAUGAGCAAGGUGCCGUCGGUGUUCACCGGAGCAGACCUGGUGGCCUGGAUCCUGAAGAACUUCGAUGUGGAGGACGUCACGGAGGCCCUGCACUUCGCCCACCUGCUCAGCUCGCAUGGCUACAUUUUCCCCAUCGACGAUCAUGCGCUGACCGUCAAAAACGACGGCACCUUCUACAGAUUCCAGACACCCUACUUUUGGCCCUCGAAUUGCUGGGAGCCCGAGAAUACGGACUACGCCGUCUACCUUUGCAAGCGCACCAUGCAGAACAAGACGCGACUCGAGUUGGCCGACUACGAAGCCGAGAAUCUGGCCAAGCUGCAGAAAAUGUUCUCCAGGAAGUGGGAGUUUAUAUUUAUGCAGGCUGAGUCGCAGAGCAAGGUGGCCAAGAAGCGGGACAAGCUGGAGCGGAAGGUGCUGGACUCGCAGGAGCGGGCCUUCUGGGAUGUCCACCGGCCGAUGCCCGGCUGCGUCAACACCACCGAAAUUGAUAUUAAGAAGGCCUACCGAAGGGGCGGUUCCAGCCACGGAACCGGGUCCGCCGGCGCCUCCUUGGCCAAGAAUCCCGUCGAGCAGCUGACGCGGAUCAUUGCCCUGCGCAAACAGAAGCUCGAGCGGCGGACAAUCAAGGUGUCAAAGGCGGCCGAGGCUCUGGUUGCCUACUACGAUCAGUACAAUGAGUUCGAUUACUUUAUAACCUCGCCGGAGCUGCCGAAUCCUUGGCAAACGGACAGCACCGAGAUGUGGGACACGGAGAAAAAUAGCAAAGAAGUUCCUGUACGCCGCGUGAAGCGCUGGGCGUUCAGUUUGCGCGAGUUGCUCAACGAUGGCAUCGGUCGGGAGCAGUUCACCAAGUUUUUGGAGAAGGAGUACAGCGGCGAGAACCUCAAAUUCUGGGAAUCGGUGCAGGAGAUGAAGGCGCUGCCGCAGUCGGAGAUCAAGGAGGCCAUCCAGAAGAUCUGGCAGGAGUUCCUGGCCCCCGACGCCCCCUGCCCGGUGAACGUGGACUCCAAGUCGGUGGAGCUGGCCCGCGAGGCUGUCAACUCACCGAGCGGUCCGAAUCGAUGGUGCUUCGAUGUGGCCGCCUCGCACGUUUACCACCUGAUGAAGAGCGACUCGUAUUCCCGGUAUCUGCGAUCCGACAUGUACAAGGAUUACCUGAACUGCUCACGCAAGAAGAUCAAGUCCAUACCAAAUCUGUUUGGGGUGAAACGUUGAGAUACGCUGCGGGGAUUCCCCGUCAUCGCAGUCGGCUAGGAUCCGUAUCCUUUAAUCCUCGGGCAGGGGAAUUACCAUUUGCACUAGGUACUCACUCGGUACUCAUAUGUAUGCCUAGUUCGUAUGUACUUAAGCGUUGUUACUCAUUUAAUUGUCUGCCACUGUGUCGCGUGUUCUCUCGAUUUUGAAGGUUUUUAUUGCCAUUUUUGUAUUUGAUUGUUCGUUGAUCGAUUAUGCGUUACCUCAAAGUGCCCCCUAAAAUCACCCACGGUAUACAACUCACUCUCUAGCCGUCUCCCUCUUAAUCAGAUAAAAAGCACAAACACCACUUAAGAUGAAAAUAAGAAACUGCCAAAGGCCUAAAUAAGAAUACAAAAAUCGAAAACUGAUGGUUUUACAUACAGUCUACGGAUAUUUAAAAACAUUUACUUGUUGUCGUCUAAAAGUAGGAUUGCUUUUACGUUUUCCAUGCAAUAGAUUUUAUUUAUGUUGUGAAGUAGGGAACUAAUUCCCCCACCGAAAAAAACAUUAUGAAUGACACUAAAAUGACUACGAUUUUGAAAUCACCCUUAAAGGUGUCUAAAAGUAUGCAGUGAAAAAAGUAUGUCAUCCUUAAAAAGGAAGACAUGAAUAAUGCCACAUCGAAAUACAUAGUUUUAUACUUUUGGACUCCAUUAUGAGUGAUUUUAAAAUGCCAGUAGCUUCCGCGGCAAUCCUUUUUAUUAUUUCUCCCAAAUAUAUAAUUCCAAAUUCGCAAUAUUCAAGUGAUAACCUACUUUGAUAAUUGAUUUAAGAUCUAGCCAUUUUUUUGUAAAGCCUUAUUUUUUUUAUUAACCGUGAAAACGUGAAAGGUUGAGACGAAAGACAACACCAACAACCGCAGAGACCUUAUUCUCAUAUACAAAAUAUACAAGAAAAUACGCAUUACGAUCAUAAUUGAAGACACCAAGAAAAUAUGAAGAAAAACCAAAAGGAAUACCACUAGUAAAUGUCAAACUGUAACCGAAAAACACCAAAACUAAGCAAAUGCAGAAAAUCCCCAAUCUUAAGAGGUACAUACAUUAUAUUCAAAAUAAGAGAAUAAGCUUAACGAAUAGGAUGCCAAGGCGGAAAUCGUACGUAAAUUAUAAACACUAAAGGCCAAAAAAUGCCAGGCAUCUUUUGUCAGCGAUUGAUGACAAUUCAGCUCUUCAGCCGGUAAUAUUUUAAACAGCUUUCGACGCGAUCCCCUCCCCUUAUAAAAAACCCAUCUGAAAAAUGCGGAAAAAUCAAAUCGUUGGAUUGAGUUCCUUUAUCACCGUGACUAGGUGUCUCCCGUCUCUUUUCAACACUACCUUUCUCUCUCUCACACACACACACACACCUGCACACCCCGCGCACACACACACUCACAUAUCGUUAAGGAGCCAGAUAAUUAAAAAA
This is a messenger RNA of Drosophila subpulchrella, 4028 nucleotides long. It is a transcript of the gene RSG7, whose product is annotated as regulator of G-protein signaling 7. Lineage: Eukaryota; Metazoa; Arthropoda; Insecta; Diptera; Drosophilidae. Gene Ontology annotation, biological process: regulation of G protein-coupled receptor signaling pathway; G protein-coupled receptor signaling pathway; intracellular signal transduction. The transcript is spliced from 7 exons. The record is from RefSeq and is a predicted model, not a curated record. Bases 657 to 2606 code for a protein of 649 amino acids.